GCGGCAUCUUCGCACCGGACGUCUCGACGCGCGCUUCCCUCUGCAGUUGAAUCUACCCUCUUUGGGUUUUAUUUUCCUCCAGCGUCCAGGUCUGUCCUCACUUGAAGCCAUGAGUUCUGCUGGUUUACAAAUCAUGGGCAUGGCCCUGUCAGUGCUGGGCUGGAUUGGGGCGAUCGUUACCUGUGCUUUGCCUAUGUGGAAGGUCACCGCUUUUAUUGGCACCAAUAUUGUGACGGCGCAGAUCACCUGGGAGGGGCUUUGGAUGAACUGCGUGGUGCAGAGCACUGGCCAGAUGCAGUGCAAAGUCUACGAUUCCAUGCUGGCCCUGCCUCAAGAUAUCCAAACAGCUCGAGCUUUGAUGGUCAUCUCUGUGCUCCUAGCUGUCCUGGCCUUGAUGAUUGGCAUUGUAGGAGCCAAGUGCACCAACUGUGUGGAGGAUGAGGAUACCAAGGCACGCAUCAUAAUUGUCUCUGGAGCCGUCUUCUUGGCGGCAGGAAUCCUCUGCCUCAUCCCUGUGUGCUGGUCAGCCAACACCAUCAUCCGUGAGUUCUACAGCCCCUUGGUGGGUGAACACCAAAAGAGAGAGUUGGGAGCUUCCCUCUACAUCGGCUGGGCAUCCUCUGGCUUGCUCCUCCUUGGAGGGGCACUGCUGUGCUGCAAUUGCCCCAAGAAAGACAGCAACAACUACAGCGCACGCUACACCGCUGCUGCUUCUCAACCCCGAAGUGAUUACCCCAGCAAGAACUACGUCUAGGAAGAACAUCCUGGAAGCCAAACCAAUAGCGUCCGGAAAGCUCAAUGAUGUUGGGUCUCCUUGGAAGGAGGAAAAGGACUGUAUCCCUUCUGGGAUGCCACACAAAUGAGUGUCCCUACUGAAAACCAAAAUAUCCUGCUCCAAGACUUCCCAACAUUUUUGUCCCAUCAGUAUUCUUUCCUCACUCCCCAUUGUUGUCAUAUUCAUUGUACAGAUGUGACCUAAAGUGGUCAGAAAUAUCUUCCUGGAUAAUAUUUGUGACUUGUGAUCAGUGUGUUCCCUUUGUAGUAGGCAGAUGAGGUUCUCAGUCUUGAUAAUCCUCUUUCCACACAGUUUAUGAUACAUGUGCUUAAUCUCCCCUUAAUGUUCACCGAGGGGCUCCAAAUGCCAGAAAUCCACUGAGGUCAAUUCCUGUUCAAUACAAUCUGUAUCUAGAAUGGAGGGUGGAAGCCAGUAACCCAACCCAGGGUAAUGAAAGCUGUGAUGUGUUGUAACAUAUUAUUUUUAAAUGAACGGGAUGUAGUCUUUUAGGGGUUUUUUUCUAUUGUUUUGCUAACUUGUAUUGUGAUUGUUGCUAACGUUUAUGCAUUUCAUACAUUAUGCUUGUUUUACUUUUUUUAAUGACCUGAAUAAAAAAAAUUCUAGGCUUUUGUAUAUAGUAA
Anolis sagrei ordinatus is the source of this 1416-nucleotide messenger RNA. Its product is annotated as claudin-4-like. Gene Ontology annotation, cellular component: plasma membrane; bicellular tight junction. The record is from RefSeq and is a predicted model, not a curated record. Gene Ontology annotation, biological process: bicellular tight junction assembly; cell adhesion. Gene Ontology annotation, molecular function: structural molecule activity. Lineage: Eukaryota; Metazoa; Chordata; Lepidosauria; Squamata; Anolidae.